GCCAGGCCCGCGGGAUGGUGCAGCCGGCGGGGAGUCGGAGGCGCAGAGACAGGCAGGAGCCGGGCAGCCGCGCGUCCCGCUCCGUCCCUCAUGGCGGGGCUGCCGCUGGACUGCGAGAGCCGCCGGAGGGUGAGCCCGGGCGCGGAGCCGCCCCCCGCCUGCCUGGCGUUCGCCAUUGACAGCAUCUUGAAGCGCAAGUCUCGCGGCGGCGCGGACUCGGCCAGGAGCCCCAGGCUGCGGCGGGAGCCGGGCAGAGCCCGCUGCUCCCGGCUGGACCCGGAGGAGCAGGAGGAGGGGCCUUUGGAACAGCAGCCCCGUAAACGCUACAGAAACCCGGGAAAGGAGACCUGCCGGAUGGCAGCGGACCGGGCUGCAGGACUGGGCCUCAGGCCCGGCGGUGAAGCAGGAGGAGGAGCGGGCUCCCCCCGGCCCCGCGGCCCCGACCCCUCGCACCUGGAAGGAGGAGCCGCCGGGGCCCCCGGGAGCUGCAGCAAGAAAAGCAGCAAGCUACUGGCGGGGGCCAGCAAGAAGAAGACCCGCACCAUCUUCUCCAAGAGCCAGGUCUUCCGGCUGGAGUCCGCCUUCGACAGGAAGCGCUACCUGAGCAGCGCCGAGCGAGCCGGCCUGGCCAGCGCCCUGCAGCUCUCCGAGACCCAGGUGAAGAUCUGGUUCCAGAACCGCCGCAAUAAGCUCAAGAGACAAAUGUCUGCGGACCUGGAGGGCCCCGCUCCGGGCCAGGCAGAGCCGCCUGGGGAACUGCUACCCCAGGGGGCGGCAGCCGCGGCUUCACUCGCCUUCCCGACCCUGUACAAAGACAGCACUUUCCUCCGUCGUUGUUUACUGCCGCUGUCCUUCCCCCUGCUCUAUCCGGGCAGCGCCGUCCCGUACCUGUGUUUCCCAAAUCCGGGCAAAUAUUUCAGCCUUGUGGAUGGGGACGUAUAACCUCCCUCCCAUCCUGCUGCGCCCCCCGCACCUUUCCGCACUCCACGUGUGCAGCCGAACCGCCGUGUUCCAGUUAGCGGCUGAUGAAGUCGGCAUCUUCCGCCAGUGUUCUCUAUACGCACAGCAUGUCAAUAGGAUCCCUUCACCCCGCUCUCUGGUGUGUCUUCCUGCCUUUGUUUCAGCCCGUAACUUAUUAAAAGGACGCGACAAAAACAAAGUCCUAUGCACACCAGGGAUCCAUUUAACUUGGAACCCUGCAUGUUCCCAGUAUCCGUCUUUCUCCCACACCG
This is a messenger RNA of Terrapene triunguis (Three-toed box turtle), 1232 nucleotides long. Its product is annotated as homeobox protein HMX2-like. Lineage: Eukaryota; Metazoa; Chordata; Testudines; Emydidae. Gene Ontology annotation, cellular component: nucleus. Gene Ontology annotation, molecular function: RNA polymerase II transcription regulatory region sequence-specific DNA binding; DNA-binding transcription factor activity, RNA polymerase II-specific. The transcript has 2 exons. Gene Ontology annotation, biological process: regulation of transcription by RNA polymerase II. The record is from RefSeq and is a predicted model, not a curated record. Bases 91 to 942 code for a protein of 283 amino acids.